Messenger RNA from Helianthus annuus (common sunflower), 2169 nucleotides. Its product is annotated as probable pectinesterase/pectinesterase inhibitor 61. The transcript has 3 exons. Lineage: Eukaryota; Viridiplantae; Streptophyta; Magnoliopsida; Asterales; Asteraceae. Bases 189 to 1964 code for a protein of 591 amino acids. The record is from RefSeq and is a predicted model, not a curated record. Gene Ontology annotation, biological process: cell wall modification. Gene Ontology annotation, molecular function: pectinesterase inhibitor activity; pectinesterase activity.
GGGGGGAAUGAAGAAAAAGGAAUGGAUAAUUGAAUUAGUUGCCACCAGCUAAGCCCUCCGACAUCGACUUAACAACAACUACUGCUUCCUCCUGCUACUGACCAUAUAUACACGCACACACACCCUUUACAAUCCCAUCACCCCACUCCCCCCUACUAUCUCUUUCUCUCUCUCCCUGAAUCAAUAAUAUGAAUUUGGAAUACGGCCGGCUUGGCAAGUACCAGCCCGGAAGAAACCGACCCGAUACUCCAUUAAAGCCUCAACUUUACCCCGCCCCAACUACCAAUGCCAAUUCCAAAAUAAAGCUUCUCUUAAUCUUUGCUCUUGCUCUCAUUGUGGUCUCGCUACUGUCGGUGGGCCUCGUGGUGCAUCUCCGAACCAAGUCCCCUCAAGGAGGAUCUAGGCCCAUCAUCCAUCCCCGGCCCACUGAGGCCAUGUCACGAGUCUGCGCCCGGACUCGUUACCAGAAUCUGUGUUUGAACUCGCUGCUAGAUUUUCCGGGAUCAUCGGGCGCGUCGGACAAAGACAUGAUCCACAUUUCGGUGAACAUGACGCUGCAGCGGGUGGGAAGGGCGUUAUACACAUCGGCUGAGAUUAGCAACCUCCAGAUGAAUACACGUGUACGCUCCGCAUACGAGGACUGCCUUGAGCUUCUAGAGGAUUCUGUCGACCAGCUUAAACGCUCGCUUUUCUCCGUAGUGGGGAAAAAGGGAGGGUCUAGUCAGGAUGUGAUGACGUGGCUGAGCGCCGCGCUCACCAAUCAGGACACGUGUACGGAUGGGUUGUCGGAGGUGGAGAACGGGUACGUGAAGCAGCAGAUGGAGGGGAAACUGCAGGACUUGUCGAAGCUGGUGAGUAACUGUUUGGCGAUAUACGCGGCGGCGAGCGACGGUGAUGAUUUCAACGGAGUGCCGAUACAGCACCGACGGAGGAGGUUAAUGUCGUACCAGCCGGAGUGGUUAAAGCGGAAAGAGAGAAGGUUGCUGCAGGCGCCAAUCGGUGAAAUUCAAGCAGAUAUAGUGGUGUCGCAGGAUGGCAAUGGGACGUGUAAGACCAUCGCGGAGGCCAUAAAGAAGGCGCCUGAGUAUAGUAACCGCCGGACCAUCAUCUACGUAAGGGCAGGAAGGUACGAAGAAGCAAAUCUGAAGGUGGGAAGGAAGAAGUGGAAUCUGAUGUUCAUAGGGGAUGGGAAGGGCAAAACGGUGAUUACCGGAGGAGUAAAUGUAGUGGUUAACAACGUCACAACUUUCCACACCGCCUCUUUCGCUGCGACGGGUUCUGGUUUCAUCGCAAGGGAUAUGACAUUCGAGAACUACGCGGGGCCUGCCAAACACCAAGCUGUGGCUCUGAGAGUUGGUGCGGACAAGGCGGUCGUCUACCGCUGCAACGUCAUCGGAUAUCAAGACACGUUAUACGUCCACUCCCAACGCCAGUUCUUCCGUGAAUGUGAUAUUUACGGCACAGUCGAUUUCAUCUUUGGCAAUGCUGCCGUGGUAUUCCAAAACUGCAGCAUGUAUGCAAGAAAACCAAUGCCACUCCAAAAGGUAACCAUUACCGCUCAAAACCGGAAAGACCCAAAUCAAAACACCGGGAUCUCGAUCCACGCUUGUCGCCUCCUAGCCCAACCUGAUAUGGAGGCGGCCAAGUCGAAUUUUUCAACAUAUCUUGGGCGCCCAUGGAAGCUUUACUCCCGGACCGUCUACAUGCAAACUUACAUGGGUGACCACAUUCACCCUAGGGGUUGGCUAGAGUGGAAUGCAACGUUUGCACUCGACACAUUGUACUACGGUGAGUAUAUGAACUAUGGCCCAGGUGGGGCCAUCGGUCAACGUGUCAAGUGGCCCGGUUAUCGGGUCAUUACUGCAGCCGUAGAGGCCAGCCGCUUCACCGUGGCCCAGUUUAUAUAUGGAUCAUCAUGGUUACCUUCUACAGGAGUUGCGUUUCUAGCGGGGCUAUCUCAAUAACUUUUUACUGACAUUAAUUUGUGGAUUGGAUUUAUAUUUAUAGGUGGUAAAAUAAACAAAAACAUGUAAAACCCAUGUUAGCACCUGCGUACCACAGUAUAGUAUCAUAUUUUGUAUUAUAAUCAAUCAAUAUUCAUGUGUACGUUGAUGAUUUAAUAUUUUCAUCGGGUCAACAUUCUAAUAAAUAGUUGCUAGAUUUGUCAAA